GAUGUAGAGAUCCAGACCAAUGCGGCUCAGUACCUCCCUCAGAUUAGCGAGCUGCUGAACAGAGUUCCCCGGCAGAUGCUGCUGCUGCUGAAGACCAACGAUCUGCUCAGGGGCAUCGAGACCACCUUACAGACCAGAGCCUCGUCCUCGUCCUUCAUCAACAUGUCCCGCUGCUGCAUACGUGCUAUGGCCAGGCACAGGAGGAGUAAGGCCCGGUCCAGGAGCAGGCGGGUGCAGGUCACGCUGGCGGAGUGUGUGCAGCUGUGCGGGCUCAGUGUGUACGAGCUGCUGCUCUGGGUGAAGGGCUGCCGGCUGGGAACCUGGCUCACUGCUCUGCUCACAUUUCUGCAUUGAGACACAUGAAACAGUGGCUGUAGCUCUUAUUGCAUGUUAACAAAUGUUGAACAUGUGCUCAUACACACACAGGUUACUAUUAUGGUAUUGACUCAUUUCGAAACUGUAUAGACAUGCAUACAUGGACAUAACAUUCUGGUGUCUCUGGAAACCGAUCUGGAAACCGAUCUGUCCAGUCAGCUGAGACACUUUAAAAACAAUUAUAUUUCAUUUUCUCAAGAUACAUUAUUUGUUUUAGUCUUAUGAAAAUCAAUACGAUUAUUUUCAAUUAUAUUUUUUUAUAAACUGGAAAUUGACUUGAACCAUUACAUUAGACAGGGAAUACAUAACCUGUGUUCACAGAGUAUCUGCAAACUGUCAUACAGCUGCAGGACUAUAAGCUGGUGGGAACAUUUUCGGUCAAAAAAUUGUUACAGUACUGUCUGUUAGUGUCAAAGCUCCUAUUUACAUUUUUCACGAAUUUGCGGUUAUAUUUAUCGUAUUAUUUAAUGUUGUUGGCCUUGUCCUAUAAUACGGUACCGUGAGUACCGAGAAUACACAAAAACACAAUAACUUGGUUGGAUGUUUUAAUGAUAUGUUAAUGAGUUAUUAUUAAAGUAUACUAUUUCA
Molecule: messenger RNA, 963 nt
Organism: Trematomus bernacchii (emerald rockcod)
Lineage: Eukaryota; Metazoa; Chordata; Actinopteri; Perciformes; Nototheniidae
Gene: adck1
Product: aarF domain containing kinase 1
Biological process (GO): lipid homeostasis; mitochondrion organization
Cellular component (GO): mitochondrial inner membrane
Source: RefSeq, a predicted model, not a curated record